Messenger RNA from Cephus cinctus (wheat stem sawfly), 1734 nucleotides. RefSeq lists its product as uncharacterized. The transcript has 3 exons. NCBI's taxonomy places the organism in Eukaryota, Metazoa, Arthropoda, Insecta, Hymenoptera, Cephidae. The coding region runs from base 549 to 1181 and encodes 210 amino acids. The record is from RefSeq and is a predicted model, not a curated record.
UAAAUUUUGUUUAAUAAGCAUUGACGAUUAACGGAACUAGGGGAGCCUAUUACGUUGAUUCAAUAUAUGUAUAUAUUUUAUGUGCGUCAUUGCUAUUUGCCAGUUAUAAAUUCCUUGUUGUAUCGUUAACAUCUGAUUGCUGGGAUCAUCAGUUAACAGACUUUGCACUUUAUGUACAGUUUCAUUUUGCAUUUUUUUUUUAAAUUCUGGUUUUGAAGUACCAGCAAACAGUUGUAUGUAGUAUAUUAGAUUCUUACCAGAGUGUCUGUUUAAUCUUGCUCUGUGUCAAUGAUGCAUGAAACCUACCAAAUAAGAAGUGGUUUUUGAAUGAUAUUUUAUUUUAAUACUGGACAUCAGUACUAAUCUUGGGUUAAAAGCUAUCAAUUUCUUGACAAACUUGGUUGAAUGCCUCAGUGCGACUCUAGAUGUCUGACAGAGAUCUUUGAAAGAAGAGUUACAACAUCUCUUUGUAUUCUGGCUGGCUCAAAGUUCAACCAUUAAAUUAUCAAGGAACAUCCAACAAAAUUUCAAGUGUUGAAGUUAGCAAGAUGGAUGUAGCUACGAAGCUCACAAAUGGGACGAGUGUUGCUGUAAGAAGGAGACCAACACUAGCUCGUCGUGUUUCUGAAAUGUUCAAAGAUGGAAAUUAUAGUGGCCCACCAUUACUGUUUCGCCACUCGUCCAUGCAGAAGAUUCGCCAUUGUUGCCAGAAUCUAAAUCUGUUUCCAUACCUCCUCUACUCUUUUGGAAAUUCAAAGUCCCAUCCAGUCGCACGGAAGGUCAAUCUUUACUUCAACCUCCUGCUUAAAACCAUUACUGAACAAAUCUUCUUUGUCACCAACUGUGUGCAUCAGACUGCUCUGCAGAUUAUCCGUUCCCCACAGACUACUCCAACUCCAGGUACCUUUGAGGCAUCAAUUGCAAUAACAAACACACAAAAGUUCACCAAAUUCGAAAAGCAAGAACGCAAACGUAUCUCCCUUGUGCUUACUCUGGCUGUCUACUUUGCUCUACUGGUGCUUGCCUUCCAGCUCGUGGGACUUUGCAGUCUCAUGAUGUUUGGCAAGUACACUCCAGGUUUUAUUUUCCUGAUCUCAGCACUCAUGUGUCUAGGCUACGUAUCUCUAAUGGUUAUGAUACAUGAUGGAGGUUUUAAAAAGCAGAAAAGGAAAUUUCAGUGAUAUUUUAAUAUACGCCGUAGCGGGUAACAUUCUCAAUUACGACAGACUCCGAUAACGUUUCUAUAGAGUUUAAUUUUUAUGUGACCAUUUAAAAGUAGCCGUAAUUAUGCUGUCGGAGUGCUUCGUUAUCACUUUCGUAUCCUGCCUCUUGGUUUUCCAUGUUAAUAAGUUCCUUUAUGAUAACAGAAAUAUGAGUUCGGGUCAUCACCAGAGUGUAGCCGGAUUUUUUUAUACGCAUAAAAAACACUAUAGUACUUGAACGAAUUUUAUAAUAUUAACGAUUUAAGUGAUUAUUUUACACAGUAAAGAAAUAUUUGCCAAGAUGAAUAACAUGGUAAAGAAAGUAGAGAUUCCCUUACUAAAUAGCAUAAGGACAGUAACACUUAAUCAGCAUAAUAUGUUCUCAAAGUAAUGUCAAUUCUCUGCAUUUAUUUUUUUUUUUAUUGCUACGACUUACGACAAGUUAUAGCUAAUAAAGAAUCCUUCUGCAGUAUAAGACUGAGCACUGUUUUAUCGUACUUGUUUGUAAAUAAAUAUAUAAAAAUUAUACACA